AUGUACUGGUUUGUGCAGGCUUUCGUAUUUGGCGUUCAAAUGGCUCAUCACAAGGUUUUCAUCGUUGCAGUGCUGCUUUGUUGUGUCUGUUUGACAGUUUCAUCAAAUGGGAAAGUAUCCGUCAUUGAUCUACCUUACGUUUCCGGAGAAUGGUAUUGGAAACUGCGUUUCUUUUAUCCAGCCAGUAAAAGCGUGGAUGGAAAUGUUGGUGAACUACAGAACUAUACGUUUAUUCCGAAGACAACCUCAUCUAAUGUACAUACAAAUGAAACUAUAAAAUCAGAUAACCAACUAAUUAGUAUUAAUUUGGUUAUGUCCACAGAAGGUUCCAAACUACAGAAAUGUGUUUUGUUGUUAACAGUAGAGCAGGAUGAAGAAUACUUUGCAUGGACAAAUAUGACAUUAAUAUAUCAGUUCGCUGAGCCUUUAUCCACUUUAUCACAAUCUGAAUUACCUACUUCUGAAGCCAAAAUUUCCACUUCGCCUGAUCAAAAAUUUUUAACUCGUACUGAUGAAGUGUAUGUGUGUGAUACAGAAAUACCAAUUAAAUUUGGUCACAAUGUUGAGAUUGUCUUUAAUUCAAUGACAUUUCAAGCAUUUAAAUCUGAAGAAACAAUUAGACCAGAUCGCUUACGAGAAGUUUGUCCACGUGACUUCAAGAGUAAUAUACCAAUUACAGCGUUGACUGGAGUUUCAUUGCUUGUUGUGGUAGUACUUAUUGUUUCAGUAUUUGGAAUAAAUGCUUAUUUGGCUCAUCUUAAAUCAACACUUCAGUAUCAACAAGAGUUGAAGAACAAUCAACAAAAUACUGCAAAAGACUCAGACUCUUUUAAUUCAGUUAAUGUAACUGAGUGUAUUGAAUUGAAGGAUGCUAAUUUGAACAUCAAUAAUCAACAAAGUGGAACAAUGAAUUCAAGUUCAAGAAAUUCACAUUUACCACCAUUAAAUAGAAUUACCGUUAUCUCUCAAGAUGACUUUCAUCAGUUAUGUGCUCUUCUGGAGUUUCGAGGUUAUUUUCUUAUUACAUAUACAAACAAUCGUUCGAAAGAGACAACCUGUUAUCGAAUUCCUAUCGAUUUGACAGAGAAAUAUUCUUCGAAAGAUGAGAUUUCUUACAUUUUGGAUAAAUCUUUUUUGAUGAAUCAUAACAACACAACAAACAGCAAUAUAUCGGAUAAUAACAGUAAUAACAAAUCAAAAAUACCAUAUGGUGAGCCAGAUAAUAUGAUCAUAGUAACAACGAAUUCAUCAUGCUGUGACAAUUUUCUUCGAUGUUUCUCUCUUCCACUCAAUUCUAGUGGAAAUGAGAACAGUUUGAUAAGAGAUUGGACAAUUGAUUUUUACUGGAACCGUACACCAGAAAUGUACGAGUUUGGUGAAGAGGGUUGGAGUAGUGUUGGUUCACCUGUUGGCGCAUUAUCAGGUGUUUAUGAUCUGGUUGAUGUGAAACUAAAGUAUCGUUUUGAUAGAAAUUCUGGAUUUGACUUUCUAAUAAGUGGAAAUGAUACUAAGGAAUUUAUUGUACAUAGUUUAGCUGAAAAGCGUUUACAAGCUAGAGUUGUAGUUAAUUCGAAUGAUAAUUACAUUAAAUCACAUAACGACAAAUGGAAUAUUAUAAUGAGUUUACAAAGUGUGCGCUCUCAAGCAUUUGCUGACGUCAAUGUACCAGAAUUUACUGGAGCAAGUGUUGUGUGUGCUGGUGAUAUCUCACAUGAUAUGAGUCUAUCUAUUGCAAUUGGUUUAUCAUUGUGCAGUUUAGUUAUUUGUGUACUAUUCGGUUUAGCAAUUAAUCACUUAAGACAAAAAGAUGAAGUCUUUAAACCUGUGGAUACAACAGGAGAUGACCAAAAGUCAUGA
This is a messenger RNA of Schistosoma bovis, 1857 nucleotides long. NCBI's taxonomy places the organism in Eukaryota, Metazoa, Platyhelminthes, Trematoda, Strigeidida, Schistosomatidae. The record is from the annotation of a GenBank genome assembly.